CUCUCUGUCUCUCUCUGUCUCUCUCUGUCUCUCUUCUCACAUUUACACUAUUUCUACCUUGACAUGUGAUGGACGCUGUUCCAUAGGUGUCACUUCAUCUGUGUUGUAGAGAGAUCGGCGGCUAGAAGGUUUUUCUUUUUCUACUCUCCUCGUACUGGGCGGUUUCCUGCUAACACCAGCCCCAGGAAGGCUGUCACUCUGAAAUGUCACUGGGCACGUCAAUCCAGAAGGGGUGAGAAACAGAAAGAGAGAGAGAUAUCUACCUGAGAUACAGGAAGAGGAGAGAGCAUCUUGUUAACCAGUCAGAUAGAGGAAGAGCAGAAUGAUCUCUGGUGCACACCAGAACUGAGCUGGAGGUUGACCCACAGGCCUGCAGCAGUGAUGGAGCCCCUCUGGAGCGCGUGUCUUCUCCUGCUCUCCAUCCCACCGACCCCUGCUCCCACGCCUCCUCCCUCCCCUCACACACCUCCUCCAGGCCUGUCCUGUGUGAGUGACCACGUCAGAAACAUCACCUGUGAGUGGAACAGCUCAGGUGUGGCCCGUGGUGAAGCCUGCAGGAUCCAGGCGUCCGGUCAUGGUUGUGUAGAUAAAAGUUGUGCGUUGGAACCACUGGGCAGCCCUGGUGCUGCUCUGCACAGAUGUGGAUUUGCCUGCACACUUAAAUUAAAUUCAGCUCUGAGGCUGAAAUUCCUCCGGGUGAAGUGUGGAGAAACUUUGGUGACUGAGCUCAGAAAUUUCAAACCAUCAGAUCACAUCAAGAUGAAUCCUCCGGGUGUUCCUCUGAUUGUCACGAGCUCCAACGACACCCGCGUGUCUUGGGGCCCCGGGGACCCUCUCUCCACUCUGAUCUUCGGGUACAACUUCCAGGUGCAGAUCAAACAGGAACACCAGCAAUGGGAGGAUUCUUUGAUAUUGACCCAAUCCAUGUUGGAGCGCAGCCUGACUGUGAAAAUGAAGGAGGCAGGAGUGUACCAGGUCAGGGUGAGGGUCUGUCCAUAUGACCACUACAGGGCCCAGUGGAGCGACUGGAGUCCCACUUCCUCCUGGCGGGCCGAGGGGGACGGGGGGAGGACAGGCGGCCCUGAUGUGAAGCAUCUGGACUGGACCUCAGUAGUGGUGCCAUGUGUUGUGGUGGCUGUCUUCACUUUCAUCAUUGUGCUAGUGCUGGUCCUCUGCAAAACGUGCGCAAAGAAGGGGAAACAUCACCAGCAUGUCCCCAACCCUUCUAGAUACUUCCACGCCCUCAACUCUGUCCACGACGGCAACUUCCAUAACUGGCUGAGUCCCAUGUUUGCUGCUGAAGCUUUCCUGCCAGCCCUGCCCUGCGAGGACAUCUCUCUGCUCGAGGUGGCUGAAACUGUCGUCCCCUCCACCUCCACCUCCACCGCAGCUCCUGCCCUCCUGUACAGUGGCCCCGACAGCCCCGCCCAAGGCUGGACAGGUGGAGAAAGCAGUGGCCAAUCCUCCUCCUCCUGCUUUUCCAACAUCGGCUACUUCCUCUCCAACUACCCCACCCAUCUGCGUGUGGAGUCUUGCCACGUCUACUUCACCUACGAGGAGGACCCCCUACACCCCCUGCCCUGGCCCUCCCUCACCAGGCCAGACUCCUAUGAGCUCCUGCUGCGCCCGGGCACCACCCGCACCACCAGGCCCGGCUGCUGGAAGGAGCCUCGGAGCCCUGACUCUGGGAUCAGCGAGGGCAGCCAGAUCCCCUCCGAGGAUGAAGAGAGUGUGAAAGAUGUUGGAACAGUUCAGUUCAAUCACCCCCCUCCUCUCCUCGUGCCCCCCCUCUCCCGAGUCGCUUGCUUGAUGCAUCAAGGGGAGACGCCUGCCCCCCCUGGCCUCUCCCAGGCUCCCAGCCCCCCAGGGAAGAGUCCCCCCCCCAACCCGGAGGGGGACUCUUCCCUGGCACUUGGUGGCAGCUACAAUGCCUGGCCUGUAGACUGCACUCUGGCCAGAUCCUCAUCUAUGACCACUAGGCCAUAUGGAGGCGGGUAUCUGACCAUCAAAGAGCUGCAGACAACCUACAGCAAGAAGUCCAUCUAAGGGCUUGUCCGGCCGCAGGGCUUGUCCGGCCGCAGGGCUUGUCCGGCCGCAGGGCUUGUCCGGCCGCAGGGCUUGUCCGGCCGCAGGGCUUGUCCGGCCGCAGGGCUUGUCCGGUUGCAGGGCUUGUCCGGCCGCAGGGCUUGUCCGGUUGCAGGGCUUGUCCGGCCGCAGACUCCGUCCUGAUCAGGUGAAUGACAUCAUGAUUUAUUAAACAGCAUGCUUUAUGUGGGGGGUCAUUACAUAAUUUUCCCCAGGCUGGUUAACAAAUUUGCAGUGAUAUAGAUUGUGUUUUAUUUCUGAUUUCAUGUCUUUGUGUACUACUGAAAAACUGCUGCCGGCCUCGCCUGUCAUGGAGCGUGUUAGACACGACUGUUGAAACUGUAUCUGCAUACGUUUCUAUUAGGGAGCAUGUGCAUUGCCCUUACAAGCAUUAUAUUCAUAUUGUAUCUGAGUUCUUGUCUGCAUACUGUUGGGAAUUCUGGAUUGCCAUUGCGUUGAUACUUUAUCUUAAUUAAAUCAACUAUAUUGCAUGUUUUCUAAUGUAUUCUUAAUCAGUCUGUAUUGCACAGAAACAGAAAGUUUGCUCUGAUUGUAUUUAUACCCACUCAGCUCACAUGAGGACCAGAAUAAACUU
This is a messenger RNA of Osmerus eperlanus (European smelt), 2680 nucleotides long. RefSeq names its product interleukin 2 receptor, beta (gene il2rb). Gene Ontology annotation, molecular function: protein binding; cytokine receptor activity. Gene Ontology annotation, biological process: cytokine-mediated signaling pathway. The record is from RefSeq and is a predicted model, not a curated record. Gene Ontology annotation, cellular component: external side of plasma membrane. The coding region runs from base 382 to 2046 and encodes 554 amino acids. NCBI's taxonomy places the organism in Eukaryota, Metazoa, Chordata, Actinopteri, Osmeriformes, Osmeridae. The transcript has 9 exons.